Molecule: messenger RNA, 995 nt
Organism: Belonocnema kinseyi
Lineage: Eukaryota; Metazoa; Arthropoda; Insecta; Hymenoptera; Cynipidae
Gene: CLS
Product: probable cardiolipin synthase (CMP-forming)
Exons: 3
Coding region: 14-862 (282 amino acids)
Biological process (GO): cardiolipin biosynthetic process
Cellular component (GO): membrane; mitochondrion
Molecular function (GO): cardiolipin synthase activity
Source: RefSeq, a predicted model, not a curated record
AGGAAGAACUAAUAUGAGUUACUUCAUUCUCUCAGCCUUUGGUCGCUGUAGAGUCGUUAAUAAACACAAUUUAGAAAAAUGUUUGCACCAGUUGCAGUCGAGACUUUAUUAUGGAAAAAGCGAGAGUCACAGGAACAAUCACGCGAAUGGAAAAGAACGAAUUCCGAGGAGAAAAGUUUUAAAGGCUCGGAUUUUACGCGAUUUUCAGCAAACGAAGGAGAGGGUGGAGCUUUAUAUCGAAAGGGAAAAUAUCUGGACAAUCCCAAAUUUACUCUGCAUCACUCGGAUCGUAACUUCUCCAUAUCUCAGCUAUUUGAUUGUCUCGCACGAUUAUAAGGUGGCGCUGUGGCUCCUGGGGUUCGCAGGCCUCAGCGAUAUGGCCGAUGGAUGGAUCGCCCGUACCUGGACAUCUCAGGCUUCAAAACUCGGCAGCGUUCUGGACCCGGUUGCCGACAAACUCCUAGUUGGAACGCUUUUUCUCUCUUUGACCUGGGUCGAUUUGAUUCCAGUUCCUCUCACAAUUCUCGUCAUCGCCAGGGACGUCAUUCUAAUUUCCUGUGCGUCUUUCAUUCGCUAUCGCAGUCUUCCUCCUCCGAAAACUGUGUCAAGAUAUUUCGACCCGACACAUGCAACUGUUCAAAUUAAACCUCAUUGGUUGAGUAAACUGAACACUGGAGUACAACUCGCCCUGGUUGCUGGAACCCUGGCAGCUCCUGUUUUUCACUACAUCGAUCAUCCUGUAUUAAAAGGGCUUUGUUAUUUGACCGCUUUCACGACAGUUUCCGGGGGUCUAAGCUAUCUUUUUUCCAAAAGCGGAUAUCAGAUCCUCAAAAAAAAAGCAGCGCGGAAUUCUUCGCCAUAAUACGCCAAAUGAGUAACACUAUUUUGCAAAUAAUCAUGCAUUCAUGUAUUACCUAGAAAGACUUCACUAUUUUUAAAACGUGUACAGAACCCUAGUAAUUGUAUUAUUGUAUAUAAACUUUCCUUGAGCGAUA